Coregonus clupeaformis (lake whitefish) is the source of this 1660-nucleotide messenger RNA. RefSeq names its product gremlin-1. Gene Ontology annotation, molecular function: BMP binding; receptor ligand activity. The transcript has 2 exons. Gene Ontology annotation, biological process: animal organ morphogenesis. Lineage: Eukaryota; Metazoa; Chordata; Actinopteri; Salmoniformes; Salmonidae. The record is from RefSeq and is a predicted model, not a curated record. Bases 145 to 693 code for a protein of 182 amino acids.
UUUGCCUCUUCCAAGAAGACAUCAUACAGGAAUACUUCUACUUAACCAAUAUCUUACUUCCGCAGGGAAUCUAGCAGUUUAUUCCAAACACUUAAAUCUAAACCAGGAGUAGUUCUGUUGUGUCGAGUUUGUCUAGGACACAGGAUGAAGACCUCAACAGGAUUUGCCUCGGCUAUGGUGUUGGGACUACUAUUCUGUCCGCUGAGGAGCGUAGUCGUAGGUGGCUUCCAGGGCGCCUUUCCACACCCAUACAAAUACAUCUCCAGCCCCAACGAGUCGGAGCGCUCACCGCAGCAGCCACCACAGAACGGAUUUGUCUCCCGCCAAAUGGGGCCAGUAACGGCCGCGGACGAGGUUCUGGAAUCCAGCCAAGAAGCCCUACACGUCACGGAGCGCCGGUACCUCAAACUGGACUGGUGCAAGACGCAGCCGCUGAAACAGGCGAUUCACGAAGAAGGAUGCCUCAGCCGCACUAUAAUCAAUCGCUUCUGUUACGGGCAGUGUAACUCCUUCUACAUCCCCCGACACAUCUACCAAGAUGACGGGGCUUUCCAAUCGUGUUCCACCUGUAAGCCGAAAACAUUCACUACCGUCACCUACACCCUCAUCUGUCCUGGCCAGUCACCCAGCACCCAGAAGAAACGCGUCCAGCGCGUAAAGACGUGCCACUGCGCUUCCAUUGACCUGGAUUAGUUAAAGCCAUAUGGGAUGACACAUUUCGUAUAGUCUCUGUUGGUUUGCUUUCCACGGGAAGAAUUAAAAAGAAUAGAGGGACCGACCAAUGCGUAAAAUCAAACGUGCUUCCCCAUUGCAAAAACCGAAUAUGCAGGAGGGAAAUGUCCAAUCUUAAUCCUAAAAGAGGAGAUCAAAACACAACGGAUGGAACUCUUCACAACCAUGCCAAAACGCUAAACUGGCAGCUAUGCCACCCCCAACAGACCCCCAAGUGUAAUGAGUGGGCCUAUAAUGACUGAUUUGGCAUAACUGACUGGUUUAGCACAUUGUAAAUGGCUUAUAGUUUUGUGCUUACUUCUUUUUGAAUAUUUCUGGCUUGUGCAUAAUACAAAUAACACGAUCACUGUGGAGACCAGAAGGUUUGCGCAUGUAUGGCAUUUAAAUAAGGAGAAAAAGCCACACAAUGUGUUCAAUUUGACAUGGACUCUUUUUGUUAACCGUUAUGAGCCAAAGUGGAGAGAAUAGGUAUCGUUUCCUUUAAAAAAAAAAAAAAAAAAAAUAUCUUUAUUGAAGUCUUUCAUAUUUUACAAUCAUAAAUAGUUCACAUAAAUACAAUUAAACUUUCAUAUCAAUACAUUUGAGUUCAUCAUUACAUGACAUGAUUUACAGAGUUAAUAGUGUCUGUGGACAUGUUUGGAGUCCAUCUUAUUUCUUCUUUUUAGUUCUGUGUUGAUUUGUAAAAAAUAAAAAAUAAUGUUUGAAAAAAAAGUUGUUUUAUAGUCACAGUGCAUCAUGUCUUCUAAAUGUUACUCUAAGUAUCAUUCUUGGUGGACAUGCUCACUUCAGGAGCGCUUGAGGAGUUUAGUGUCAAUGAAUGUUGGCAAUUCAUUUUAAACCUGCACUGUUAGAAGUCACUUAAUGUUCAUGCUAUUGUAUUAUUUAUGUACAGUAUAUAAAGUGGUUGGUGAAUAAACUUAUUUGUAUA